AUGCGGGCACAGAUUUUAAGUGAUCUACGCACCAACACAAAUGACCGAAGCCUCGCGGGACGCGUGGACCCACAGGUUGCUGAGGUCGUCGAUUACAUCAACGGCUCCUUCACCCAGUACGUGACCAGCAGCUCAUGCGGAGGGCGUGUUUCUCUUUUCCACAAGGGUGAAACAAGCGCUGGUACAGCUGCCUCACCACAGGCGGCUGUGGAGCCGGGCGACUCUUUGGUGCACAGAGCUGCCUCUUCUGUAGAGCGGCGGAAACGCGGUUCUUUCGGUCGAGGAACUUUGUUCCAGUCGCAUGAUCCUCUGCCGACGGACACAUCGAUCACCGUGAGAAACAGCAUUGUGCCUGUCCUGGAGCAGUUUUGGAUGUGGAGGCAGGGACAGCUCUCCGAUUCGCUUCUGCGAACGACGGAGGUGCUGCAGCUGAAGUUUGAGCCAAUGAUCUUGCACGUGCUUUGCGCUGACGUCAAGGCCGCCGCCGAGCUUCUCAAGUGUGGUAGUGAGAGUGGGCAGAUGAACAGCGGCAUCGUGUCAUGUUCGCGUGGAACCAAGACACACCCCAAGAUUACCUGCUGCCUCACCUCUCCGCUCUGCAUCGAUGUGCCGCUCUUCGCUCACGAUCUAUGGUGUAUCUCACCCGCCGACUUCCGCAGCGACGUCUGGGCGACGUUCUUGACAGCCGCCCUCAAUCACGUCAACACCCUCUUCGCAGAGAACGCUGCGCGCCGCAGGCGUUUAGUGGGGAAGUUGCGCGCGCUUGCCGGGAAGGGAACGGUGGAGCGGCGGCCCGGAUUGACGUGUGCGGAAAUCCGGGACUCGGAGAAAAGAUGCCCGUAG
This is a messenger RNA of Leishmania braziliensis MHOM/BR/75/M2904, 843 nucleotides long. RefSeq lists its product as hypothetical. Lineage: Eukaryota; Euglenozoa; Kinetoplastea; Trypanosomatida; Trypanosomatidae. The transcript has a single exon. The coding region runs from base 1 to 843 and encodes 280 amino acids. The record is from RefSeq and is a predicted model, not a curated record.